This is a messenger RNA of Teleopsis dalmanni, 420 nucleotides long. Its product is annotated as larval cuticle protein A2B-like. Gene Ontology annotation, cellular component: extracellular matrix. The transcript has 2 exons. Lineage: Eukaryota; Metazoa; Arthropoda; Insecta; Diptera; Diopsidae. The record is from RefSeq and is a predicted model, not a curated record. The coding region runs from base 1 to 420 and encodes 139 amino acids.
AUGUCGUGGAAGGUUUUAGCGCUCCUGAUCUGCAUUGUCGUAGUGGCGAGUGCACAGCACCACUACAGCUACAGUCAUGGUCAUGGACAUGAUGACCAUCACGAAGAUGAACACGAUCAUGGUCCUGCACAUUAUGAAUUUCAUUAUUCUGUGAAAGAUCCUAAAACGAAGGACAUUAAAAGUCAAAAGGAAUCUCGUAAGGAUCACAAAGUCGAAGGUUAUUAUGAACUAAUCGACUCCGAUGGACAUCAUCGUAUUGUGCAUUACAAAGCAGACAAAAAGACAGGAUUUGAAGCUACGGUUGAACGUAAACCAACCAAAAUAAAAGUACCAAUUCCCAAGAUUACCUAUGAACAUCAUGAAGACCAUCACGAUCAUCACGAAAAUCAUAACGAUCACCAUCAUUACUAUUCACAUUAG